AGCACAUAAACCUCUGCUAAGACAUCAUAUUAUAAACCACAUGCUUUGAUUUUUUUUGUAAUCAGACUCAUUUUUGAUAGCGUGCAAGGAAAAGUAUAGUUUAGUGAACACUGACAGUGUAAAGUGCAAACAAAGAAGAACUUUUAUCCCCAUUCCAUCUGUUUCACUAGGAACCUGUGAUUAAAUGUUCGGAGAAAGGAAAUCACUUGCUCAAUUAGUUCUAAGUGCCAUUACGUCAUAGGUGUGUAGUUCUCAUAAACCUAAUGCUCGUGUUCUUAAGGAGACUGUCAGUCUGGCUUAUGUUGAUCCAGUGUCUACCGACUGCAACCCACCAUUUCACAGAGACGAGCCCUGAAGCUGUAAAACAGUACAGACAGUUACACCAUAACAGCAACGAGUCUCAUGAUUUUUCUGUUAACUGAAAACAGAACUUUUAAGUCUUUACGUCUGGCACAGGGUUGCAGUGCUAUAUUCCUUUCAGCUUUAUUGAAGGUAUUGCAUGCAAAUAAUUUUGUCAGAAAACAAUGCCUUUGGAUCUGUAACAACAUGGAAGAGAGCUUUUCACGAGUUUGUUUGCUGCUGCAGAAAUCUUUGUGACUAUUUCAAGGAGCAGUACAAAUUGGAAACUUUUCAUCUGACUUUGAAACUUCACUUCAACACGCACACAGGAAAAGGAAUCAGAAUUAUCUCUGGAGACAAAACAGUUCCUUUCAGCGUUCUCCGAAUCAACAUGAAUUCAUUCAGCUGGACUUUGUGUCUGUUGUUAAUUAGUUUCAUGACUACAGGAGGCAAGAGGGAACAACAUCAAGCCAGAACCAACAUUGCAGUACAUUCUGUUGUUCAUAACCGCUACAGACGUUCACCUAAUAGCAGCAACAAAUGUUCCUACACGUUCUUGGUCCCAGAUCAAAGGAUAACUGGUCCAAUCUGUGUCAGUUCAAAGGGGCCAGAAAGGAAUUAUAAUGGAAUAACUAGGAUGGAUGUGGAGGACUUAAAGGACAUUAUGUCCAAACAGAAACGGCAAAUUGAAAACCUUGAACUCUUAGUGGAGGUGGAUGGCGGCGUUGUAAAUGAGGUAAAAUUGCUACGAAAGGAGAGUCGGAAUAUGAAUUCACGUGUAACACAGCUUUAUAUGCAGCUUCUCCAUGAGAUUAUUCGUAAAAGGGACAACUCACUGGAAAUUUCACAGCUAGAGAACAAAGUUCUUAAUUCCACAGCUGAAAUUCUGCAAAUGGCCACGAAGUAUAGACAACUGGAACAGAAGUAUGCAGUACUGUCUACUCUUGUUAAUAAUCAGUCUGUAGUCAUAACUAAAUUGGAGCAGGAAUGCAUUCGUAGCCUUACUCCAAGAGAAUAUGAGCCACCACCCCUUGUACAAGUUGUACCACAGUCCAUACCACGUAGCAGGCAAUACCAGAGCAAUUUGUUUGGUAGUAAUGAAAUACAAAGAGAUCAAAAUCCUGCAUUUACACGAGAACGGGGGCUUCGCUCCAGAGCAUCCUUGCAUGAACCUUCUCCUACAACUGCCAGUUCUUUGGAAUCAUCAGUUACCGAAGAGCCCGAUGGUCCAUGGAAGGACUGCUACCAUGUUCGACAGACUGGAUAUGCAAACAGUGGCAUGUAUUUAAUCAAACCAGAAGGCACAGAGAAACUAAUCCAAGUCUGGUGUGACCAUAGCCAUGAUCAGGGGGGCUGGACAGUCAUCCAGCGUAGGGUUGAUGGGGCAGUCAAUUUCUUCAGGAACUGGGAUAACUACAAGAGAGGAUUUGGCAACAUCGAUGGAGAGCACUGGCUUGGAUUAGAGAAUAUUUACAGGCUGACUGCACAAGGAAACUAUAAGCUAUACAUUAAACUGGAAGACUGGAAUGAUAAGAUAGUCUAUGCUGAGUACACUGACUUCAAAACAGAGGACGAAGAUGAUAACUAUAGGUUACGCAUUGGCAGCUAUCAAGGGAAUGCAGGAGACUCUUUAGCAUGGCACAAUGGCAAACAGUUUACAACACUCGACAGAGACAGAGAUUCAUACUCAGGUAACUGUGCCCACUUCCAUAAAGGUGGUUGGUGGUACAAUGCCUGUGCUCACUGUAAUUUGAAUGGAGUAUGGUAUCGUGGAGGUCAUUAUCGCAGCAAGUAUCAGGAUGGAAUUUACUGGGCUGAAUUUCGUGGAGGUUCCUACUCUCUUAAAAGUGUAGUAAUGAUGGUCAAACCUGAAUAACACACUGGUAAAUAAGUCACAUGUCCCCAAUGAAUACACUUAAGAAAAAUAAAGAGGUUGUUUCAAAUAUAGGUGCUUUGUUAAAAAAGCAUUAUGUUUCACAAUGUUAACAGAACAUUUAAUUUGUUACCUACAUAAAUGGAUUUAUUACCUUAUAAAAUACUACAAAUGCAAGGAUCUUUAAAGUGUUUUGCGCAUCUGUGUUCAACGAACUAUUUGCACUAUAGAGGAAAUAUGACUUUUCUGAUACAGGACAGCAUUACACAUGUGCCAUGAAUUUAACCAGAUUACUUUGUAAUCCAAUAAAACCACAAUGUUAUAACUAAUCUUUAGAUUAUAUUAAUACUAUAUUUUAUUGAAAGACUAUUGCUUGUUUAAUAAUCUGCUGUCAAACACACCGACUUUAUUCCAAUAACAUCUACAGGAUCCUCAUUAUUUUUGGUAAUGCUAAAAACAAUGAAAGGCAAUGUUGAAAUAUGUAUUUCACAAUGCCUUUCAUGUACUGAAGGUUAUUUUCAACAGAAUUUUGAGGAACAAUUAUCUCCAUAGAUUAUGAAUGCUAAUCCUUCUGAAUGAGAUGAAAAAUAAUUAAACUAGGGUUUAAAACAGUGUGCCAUGUAUCCUUAUAAACUUUGAAAUUUGAAAUCCUGAUCAUUGUUAGAUAUAGAAUACUCACAAGAAGAAAUGUUUACACCAUAUUUGAAUAUUUGUUGGCGCCUCAAUUUUUCCUUACGAUGAAAAUAUAUUGAAAUCUUGUAGGUGUUACUAAUCCUGAAAGCGGUCAGGUGGCCAUUAUUAACCACAGACAAAUAAAAUGGUUCAACUACAGAGAAAACUGUCAUAAUUUUACCAAAUGCUCAAUUCACCUGAAAUGCUGCAAACAAUGUGUUCAUGAUGAUCAUCACUGAACUAGAAAAUUAGACCUGUAUUUUAGAAUACCAUGAACUUCUAAUCAGGAAAGGUAGAAAUAAACUGUCUCUCUUCAGGAAUAAAGUAACAUAUUUACUCAUUAAGCCAGCUGGUGGCAUAGUGGCAUCAGUGCCGGACUUCAGAGCGAAGGCUCCCAAGUUCGAAUCCAACCGGGUCCCCUUGCAUGCUUUCCAUCUGUGAUGCGUUGAGUGUCGAGCUAGCAACUCGGCCUUGUAAAAAAUAAGAAAGCCUGCUAAAAAAAUGGCGUCCUGAUGACUCCACUUGGACUUAAGGGCUUUCUUCUUCUUCUUUUUCAUUUACUCAUUAAAGAAAAUGAGUAACUUCUUGAAAAUAAUUUUAUUACACUUGUUCUUGAUCAACACCUUGUGACUAUAAUCACUGUGUGCCAUAGCUGGGCUGUGGUGUGGAGACCAUAUCCCAUGACAGGCCUGCAACAAGAAGUUUGCUUUUUAUAAGUUUUCCAAAAUACCAGGUUGUUCAUAUUACUGGGGGCUUCCCCAUAAUAGCUGAUAACUGAACAAUAUGGUAAUUUAUGAAUUAUGUUAUGUUAUUGUUGGUUUGUUCACACAACUGAACCAAGAUUCCCAAAGUAUUAUAGGACAAAACUUGUAUCAUUUGAAGAAUGUACAACAGCUGUAUAUCAACACCAUACAAAAAUAUUUCCACUAAAUCACAUUAUACAUCUAUUAGAUUUAUUUACCUGGGUUACAAGAAGGCACAAUAAAGAAUCUUUUAAAAUGAACAAUUUAUUUAUUUGUCUGAACUAAGCUUUGUUAAAUUUCAACUAUUAAUCAUUGAUGAAAUAUCACCACUUAUUUCAUCUGUAUUUAGUCAAAACAUGUUAGUUCAGUCAAAACAUCCUUACAUCUCUGCAGUCAGGUAGUUGUAGGCAAAUUAAUGUCCGGUGACUUUUUGUCUAUUUAUUACAAAAUUAUUGAUUGUAAUUUAGUGAAAUUUUCAAAUCCAUGAAUGUUUUGACUUGUGGUAGUAUCCAACCCAGAUAUGAUAAUUAUAAGAUAAUCACUCAUAAAUCCAGUAAAAAAUACACCAGACAUGUCUUAAAAUGUGAAAGCUCCAUCACUAGAAGAAACUUGGAGUUCUUAGCAAACACAAUUAUGGGGAAGCUGGAUACGAUACAAACGAAAUGAAUGAAAAAAUAUGCUUAUGAUGUAGAUGGCAGAACAAUAGGAAACCCGUGAGGAAUCCACGCUGUUUUAGAAAGACACAGUUCUCUAUUGUAAAUUCUCAAAAAUACCAUACAAUUUCAAAUGGUGAAAGAUUAUCAUUUAAAGGAGAACAUAUUUAGAUCUGUCAAGGGUGACAAUGAAAUUCAGUUAAACUGCUCUAAUAUAUACCAAAUAUAGGGGAGGAAAUACUUAUAUAAACAAAUCUGGGUUGUAGAAUUUUAAGAAUGGGUUCUGGUCAACGCUGGUUGCUUAAAUAUGACAUUCGAGGGGAAAAAAAUCAGAUCUUAAUACAAGAUUAAUGUGAACACUUGUAAAUAGACAAUCUUAAGUUUCCGGUAAAAUUGUCUGGUUUUCUUAUUGAGAUUCAAAUUCCAAAAGUAAGUAUAAACCAUUAAUAAAAUAUUUGAUAGACUGCAAUUUCUUACUCUAACUUGCUAAUAUCUUAAAUUUUCAUUUCAUCAUUACUUUUUUUUCACAUUAUCCUCCAAAAUCCUUGAACAUGGUAUCAAUUCCAAAAUUGCAAACCUUGCACUAAAUUCUUUGCUUGAAUCACUCUGUGGGUUUCCAACCCUUGACAUUCCAAUUACUUUAAUUAAUUCUGUCUCUAAUGCAGUGACUUCCAAGUCAUUUCUCUCUACAUAAAAACAUUUUCCUCAUGUCUUUUGCCCUGCCCAGUUUGAUCCCAUGCUGCUUGCUGUGAUAGGAACAUCUUUCUUCUAUGCAACCAGUUCAAGCCCAUCAUAGUCUUCCAGAUAUCUGUUAAAUUUUCACGCAGAGUGGUGGGUGCGUGGAAUGGGCUGCCGGCAGCGGUGGUGGAGGUGGAAACAAUAGGGUCUUUUAAGAGACUCCUGGAUAGGUGCAUGGAGCUUAGAAAAAUAGAGGGCUGUGGGUAAGCCUAGGUAGUUCUAAGGUAAGGACACGUUCGGCACAGUUUUGUAGGCCGAAGGGCCUGUAUUGUGCUGUAGGUUUUCUAUGUUUCUUUAAUCUAAUGCUGCAUCUGAAAUACCUCAAACUUGAAUUCCUUCUAGUAAACUUCUCCCGUAGAUCAGGUCAAAGAAUAAAGUUUUAUAUUCUUUGAAUAUAAUGAUAUUACAUGAUAGGUAUUUGAUAACUUGUUAAAUGUAACCAUCUUUCAUUGCCUUCAUUGGUACAGGUGUUGAAUAUAAGAGUACAGAAGUCAUGCUGCAGCUAUCAAAAGCUUUAUUCACACCAUGAUUGCAGUACUGCAUGCAGUCCUGGUCGCCCCACUAUAGGAAGGAUGUGGAGAGACUAUGGAGAGAAUGCAGAAGAGAUUUACUAGAAUGCUGUCUCAAUUAGAGGAUAUGAAUUAUAAUGAAAGAUUGGAAAACUUGGGUUGUUCUCCCUAGAAUGUCAGAGGCUGAGGGGAGACCCGAGAGAGGCAUUUCAAAUUAUGAGCGGCAUUGUUCGGGUAGGCAGCCAAAACCUACCAACAGAUUAGAAAUGUCAAACAGCAGGGGACAUGAAACAAGGGAGGAGGGUUUAAAGGCAAUAUGAGGGGCAAGUUUUUUUUAAUACAGAGUGGUAGAUCCCUGGAAUAGGUUACCAGGGGUAAUAGUGAAACCAGGCAGCUUGUUACGAGUUUAAGCAGCUUUUAGACAGACACAUGAAUAUGAAGGGAAAAAAGAGGUAUGGAUGACACAGAAUGAAAUUUAGUGUAAAACUGGUUUCAAGAUAGUACAAAAUCAUGGCUGAAUAGGUUGUCCAAUACUGUACUGUUCUAUGCUCUAUAUAAUAAUUCUGUAAUUUCCCUGCAUUAUGCUUCUUGGUAGCAAAAGUACAAAAGUACCUUUCUUGCUUCUUAAUUCCAAUCCAAACAGUUUCUAUUCUUAUUCUUUCAAGGAUAUACUUUCACUCAAAACAGCCUCAAAACAUCUCUGGGGACCUAACCUGGUCCCAACAUAUUGAUGUAGCUAUAAAGAAGCCAAGACAGCGACUAGACUUCAUUACAAAUUUGAAGAGAUUUGGUAUGUCAACAAAUAUCCUCAAAACCUUAAGUAGAUAUACUGUGGCGAGCAUUCUGACAGACUGCGUCACUGUCUGCAUGGGAGGGAGGGAGCUAUUGCACAGGACCGAAAGAACUUGCAGAGGGUCGUAAAUUUAGCCGGCUCCAUCUUGGGUACUAGCCUACAAAGUACCUAGGACAUCUUCAAGGAGCAGUGUCUCAGAAAGGCAGCUUCCAUUAUUAAGGACCCCCAGCACCCAGGGCAUGCCUUUUUCUCAUUGUUACCAUAAGUUAGGGAGUACAGAAGCCUGGAGGCACACACUCAGUGAUUCAGGAACAGCUUCUUCCCCUCUGCCAUCUGAUUCUUAAAUGAAUAUUGAACCCGUGAACGCUACCUCACUUUUUUAAUAUGUAUUAUUUCUGUUCUUGCACGAUUUUUAAUCUAUUCAAUAUACAUAUACUGUAAUUUAUUUAUUUUCCUCUAUUAUGUAUUGCAUUGAACUGCUGCUGCUAAGUUAACAAAUUUCACGACACAUGCUGAUGAUAAUAAACCCGAUUCUGAUUCUAAUACAGAGUUCUUGUUUGAGACUGGAAUGCACUGUACGCUUCCAAGAGGUAUUCACACAGUCCUAAAUUCUGUCUUGUCUGACAGACAGCUCUUAAAACAUAUGAUCCAUAAAAAUUUCAGUCUCCCCAAGCUCUGAUGACCCCUGCUUCUCUCCAAGCUAGGUCCUGUGCUUGAACUUGAUCACAUUCCUUCACAAAGAGUUUGAAUAAUAAUGAAGUCAUCAUAAUAACAAUAUAAUAACAACCAAAGCCAAAUCCAACCAAGUUCAUCAAUUCAUUGAUGCAUUGAUAAGUAUAUGAUCCAUCUUUGGCAACUGUGUGUGUGAUACUUAACUGGCAUUUUAUUAUCACCUUUAAAAAUAGAUGCAAAGUGAAGUUAGGAGAACAUAAGUGAUCCAUUUCUGCCUUUAAAGCUACUUUGUUGAAUAUUGAGGAGUAUUCACUUUUAAUAAACUUCUAUUAAAAAGAUUACUGAGCAAAAUCUCAAAUCAUAUAUGCAACCUGAAAACAAAAUGGCAACUAGACCAGUUUUAGAAUAAACACUUCCAAACAUUCUCCAAAGCUGGAGAACUCUCAUUCAUUUGUUUAAACCUUUUUAUUCAACCAGGUAUCUUUGUGAUGUUUUCCUUGGUGUGACUUAAGUUUCAUAUUUAGUUUACUCUUCUCUGAUCACCCACCUCAUUCUGCUUAUACACUCAAUGGCCACUUUAAUACGAACAUCUGUAUACCUGCUUGUUGAUGUAAAUAUCUAAUCAGCCAAUCAUGCAUGCAUAAAAGCGUGCAGACAUGGUCAAGAUUUUCAGUUGUUGUUCAAGCUAAACAGAGUGGAGGACAAAUGCUAUCUAGUUGACUUUGACCAUGGAAUGACUUUAGAUGGCAGACAGGAUGGUUUGAGUAUCUCCUGAGAUUUUCACAGACAACAGUCUCUAGAAUUUAGAGAAUGGUGUGAAAAACAAAAUAAACAUCCAGCAACUGGUAGCUCUGUGGGCAAAAACACUUUGUUAAUGAGAGAGGUCAGAGGAGAAUGGCCAGACUGGUUCAAGCUGACAGGAAGCUGACAGUAACUCAAAUAACCAUGAGUUACAAGUGGUGUGCAGAAAAGCAGCUUUGAAUGCACAACGCAUCAAACCUUGAAGAGGAUGGGCUACAGCAGCAGAAGACCAUGAACAUACACUCAGUGGCCACUUCAUUAGGUGCAUCAUACAAAACUAUUGUUGUUCAUUCUCCUUGAAAUAGUAACGAACUUAAUUUGGACUAACGAAGGAUGUCUUUAUCAAGUACAAGAUGUUAACAUAAUUUUCCUCAACUGAAAUAAGAUGAACAAACUUUUCCUUCCUCUCAAAUAAAUGACAUAACAUUUUGAAAGACGUAACAAACUUUCACUUAAUUCAGUGCCAUGUAAGAAUGGAAAAAAAACUAUUUUAAUAUUCCUCAGAUUUCAGUCCGUAAAUUACAUACCUACAGUAUUUUCCUUUGCUGUUGUGAGAUUACUCUCACUGGAUUAUUUUUUAUAUCAAUCUAGUGAGAGUAAUCUUACAAAUGUAAAAGAAAAUAAUAAUCUUGGUUCUGUCACAUUUUGUAUUUUUGAGUUAGUCUAUCCAAAAGCCUAGCCAGUAUUUGACUCUACAAAACUCUCCCAAGAUCACAAUCUGACCAAUAAUUAAAAGCUUUCUUCACAUGGUAUUGCAUUUUUGUUUAGAAAAUUGUAAUGCAGCCUGCAAUACAUUUAACCUUAUCUACCUCUUCUCAAAAUCAUGCUCCAUUAUUAUUGAUUGUAUGGCAAAAUAGUUGGUUGAAUUAUUUAUGGCCAGAUUCAAUCUUUUGCAUCUGCAGUUUAACAUCCCUUGUGUUUUAAAAGCCAUCUCUUGUACUGAUGCCCAAGCAUGGUGAUCUGCCUCAAUGAUUACCAUUCUGUCAUGCUUAUAUGAACCAUAAUGAAAUACUUAUUGAGAUCAAUUAUGGCACUAAUCAACUCCUGCUUCAGGGUUAAUACGAAUCAGCUCCAAUUAACCUACCACCACAACAGGUCAAUGACAGCUGCCAUUUCUCUGGCUCUGCACUCUGCUUAAGACAAUCUGGGCAACAGGAACUCAUAUAUCAGGCUGCUGCAGAAAGAAGGCAAACACUCGACAUUGGGGGACUGAUGCUGGAGAGUCAGCAGCCAUCAAUUUCUGUACAUUAACAUAUCACAAAACCUGUCCUGGGCUCAGCACAUAGAUUCAAGCACAAGGAAGGCUUGCAAGCUUUAUCAAUUUCUUAAAAAAUUUAAGAAGGUUAAAGAAGUUCAUCUUGUCACAAACACUAACAAAUUUCUACAAAUACAGUUGAAAGUAUCCUGACUAGUUGUGUCAGGAUCUGAUAUACCAAUUUGAAUAUGCAGGAAUGCAAGAAGAUGCAGAGAGUAGUGGAUUUGGCUUAAUACAUCAUGGGCACAUCCCUGCCCAACAUUGAUAAUAUCUACAAGAAGGUUUUGCCUCAAGAAAGCAAAACCCGUCCAUCUAAGAUCCAACUUAAGAAGACUGAAGUCCAACUCCACCAUGUUCAAGAACAGAAACUUCCUUUUAACCAUUUGGUUUUUGAACCAAUUGAUACACCCCUAAUCAUUAGAGUUUAGCUGUAUCACUUUUCGUCCCUCUUCCCUCCGGGAGAAGGCUCAGGAGCUUGAAGACUCGUACAGCCAGAUUUGGGAACAGCUUCUUUCCAACUGUGAUAAGACUGCUGAACGGAUCCUGACCCGGAUCUGGGCUGUACCCACCAAAUAUCUGGACGUGCAUCUCAGUUUUUUUGUAUUACCUUACUUUCCAUUUUUCGAAUUUUUCUAUUUAUGAUUUAUAAUUUAAAUUUUUAAUAUUUACUAUCGAUUUGUAAUCCAGGGAGUGGGAAGCGCAGAAUCAAAUAUCGCUAUGAUGAUUGUACGUUCUAGUAUCAAUUGUUUGGCGACUAUAAAGUAUAAAGUAUUUUUGUUCUGUUAUUUCUUGCAAAAUAAUAAUAAAUAAUAACAAAUAAUAAUGAUUAAUGUACAUUUCUCUUAUGAAUCUUCUGUAUCUGAUGCCAUGUGCCUAUGAAGCUGCUGCAAGUGAGUUUUUCAUUACACCUUUGCAUAUUACAAUAAACGACCUUGACUUUGAAGUAUGAUGACACAUAGGUAAAGUGCCUAUUAAGGCUUUUGGAAUAUUAUCCCUUAAAUAGAGAGGAAGUGAAUUUUGAAAUAGGUACAUGCUACAAAUGUGCAAUCAUUUGAUAAGCCACAUCUAAACAUAAAGCACAGACAUUGUCACAAUGUAAGAAUCAGAAACAGGUUUAUUAGAUGAUGUGAAAAUUGUUGUUUUGCAACAACAGUACAGUAUAAACAUAAAAUUACUAUAAAUUACAAAACAAAUAAAUAGUGCAAUAAUGAAUAAUAAGGCAGUGUUCAUCGAUUCUGGACUGUUCAGAAUCUGAUGGUGGAGAGAAAGGUGUUUCUGAAUCAUUGAGUGUGCAUCUUUAGGGCUCCUGUGCCUCCUCCCUGAUGGUAGUAACAAAAGGGUCAUGCCCUGUAAGGUGAACGUCUUCAAUGAUGGAUGCUGCCUUCUUGAAGCACCAACUCUUGAUAUCCUUGAAGAUAGGAAUGAUUGUGCCUAUGAUAGAGCUUGCUGAGUCUACAACAUUCUCUAGCCUCUUGCUAUCCUCUGCAUUGGAGUUUCCAUUCCAGCCUGUGAUGUAACCAAUCAGAAUGCUCUCCGCCAAAAAUCAAAAGAAAGUUUUAAGAUUAUUUUGUGACAUACCAAAUCUCCUCAAACAUCUGUCCUUUUCAUGAUUGCAUCAAUGCAUUUUGCACAGGAUGGACCCACAAGAUGUUGACACCCAGGAACUUAAAGAUCCUUACCCUUUCUACCACUGACAGCUCAACAAGAACUGGUGUGUGUUCUUCCAAUUUCCCCUUAUGAAGUUAACAAUCAAUUCCUUGCUGACAUUGAGUGCGAGGUUGUGGUUGUUCUUACUGCCGCAUGCCCCCCAUCGCUGUCUUGAGUUUUUACCAGCAGUAGUGCUGAGAUCUGUGAAUUUAUAGAUGCUGGUUUAGCUGUGCUUAGCCACACAGUAGAGCAGUGGGCAAAGUACACAUAUUCGAAGUGCACCUGUGUUGAUUGUCAGUGAGAUGUUAUUAUCUAUCUCUACUGUCAAUACAUUCCUGAUGAGAAGUCAAGGGUCCAAUUGUAGAGAUGUACAGAGGUUUUUUUUUAAACGCAAACACGAGGAAUUCUGCAGAUGCUGGAAAUUCAAGCAACACACAUCAAGGUUGCUGGUGAUGCUGCCUGGCCUGCUGCGUUCACCAGCAACUUUGAUGUACGUUGCUUGAAGUACAGAGGUCCAGGUUUAGAAGCUUAGGAUGGUUAAUUCUGAGGGGAUGAUGGCAUUGAAUGCAAGCUGUAAUCCAUAAACACCAGUCUGGUCUAUGUUUUGGUGUUGUACAUGAUUAGCCACAGUCUAGUCGAUGCUUAUGGGUUUUGUUGUCAUCACUGAGAAAUCUAUGAAGAUAGACUGAAUUGUUGGAAAGUAAUCAAUAAAGGAGUUAAAAACAAAUAUCCGAAGUUCCUGGAUUUAUUUAACUGAUAACAGGAAACAUGAGCGGUUGAGAAAAAGUUCUAUGGACAGAGAACCACAGAAAAUGUUUCAAGGUGAUGACCUUUCAUCAGAACAUUUUCAUCAGGCCAAAGACAGAUGUCAAAAUGGAAUAUUACAGUACCAAGAACUAGAGGCUUGGGGUCAUCCAUUCGAGAGUUCAGGGGCUUUCUGCAAAGCAUUCACACAUUCAGCAUUUGGAUUCUCCAAUGAGGGAGGUUCACUGAAAUGCUAGUACAUCAGUGCUUCAUUUGGAAGGAGUAUUUAGGUCCAUGGAUGAUUUAGGUACACCAGUACAUGCGCUUGUUAAUGCGGAUAUCUAAUCAGCCAAUCAUAUGGCAUCAACUCAAUGCAUAAAAGCAUACAAACAUGGUCAAGAAUUCAGUUGUUGUUCAGACCAAAUCUGAAUGGGGAAGAAAUAUGAUUUAAGUGACUUUGAUCAUGCAAUGAUUGUUGUUGCGGGGCGGCGGGGGGGCUGGUUUGAGUAUCUCAGAAACUGCUGAUUUCCAGAGAUUUUCACACACAACAGUCUCUGCAGUUUACAGAGAAUGGUGCAAGAAACAAAAAAAUAAUCCAGCAAGCAGUAGUCCUGUGGGCAAUAACACCUUGUUAAUAAGCGAGACCAGAGGUGAAUGGCCAGACUGGUUCAAGCUGACAGGAAGGCAGCAGUAACUCAAAUAACUUCGCAUUACAACAUUGGUGUGCAGAAGAGCAUCACUGAAUGCACAAUACGUCGAGCCUUGAAGUUGAUAGGCUACAGCAGCAGAAGACCAUGAACAUGCACUCAGUGGCCAUUUUAUUAGGUACAGUAGGUACCGUACUAAGUUUCCACUGAGUGUAGAUAGAAAGGACAGCUGUUAUAUCACCUACACCUGAAUGGGGAAGGCAAUUGGAGGGAAUUGAAGAGUACAGUCAGUGGCAAAUGACGCUUUGGACUGUUAGAAGAUUUAUUUAACUCAGGAAGUAAACAUGAUCUCUUCCAUUCCCUAGUCCAAGAAUCCCAUUGACAUAAAUGAGUUCUCUGGUCCGAUACCAUCCGCCACUUAACUUGCAAACUAAUCUGCUACAGUCCAGGAUUAACUUGCAUACAAAUAGCUGAACAAUGAAAGUUCUUUCCAGAGUUAACUGUUGGCAUUUAUGUUUCACACUAAUUAUUAAAUACAAGAAUAUGAGAACAUUUAAAAACAUUAAAAUCAACUCAAAUGAAGAAAAGUAAAUUGUCUUUAACUUGCUCUUCCAUUUUGAAAUGAUUAUCUGCAUUAAAAUCAAUAGAUUUAUUGAACAAUGGUUUAGUUGGCAGGGUACUCAGCCCAAUUAUUGGGAAGUCUAUCAAUAUCUACACUCACCCACUAGAUUCUAUGAAGUGUUCACAAUACAGGCCGUACCCAAGUUACAUAAGUGCUCUGUUCCUGAGAAACAUCAGCAAACCAUUUCUCCUCCAGUCAAAACAUGUACGUUUUAUUUUGUUACCUAUAUUAUAUUGUUCCACCUACAUUUGCUAUAAGACUUCACCAAAGUUGGAUAUUACCUUGGUUUAUUUACUUUCACCCUAACACUACUCAUAAUUAAACUAAUGAAAUUUUUACUAUACCCAGUCAUAAAUAUCAAAACAUUUUAUUAUUAUUGCUACUACUAUCACUACCAUCUUGAAAAUGCUUUAAAAAUGUAUGGGAGAAUUUGUGAGAAACCAGGUUUCCAUAUUCAACUGAUCCAUAACCCUGUAAAGGAACAUUAUUACAAUGGGUUGUUAGAAGUCUAGAAUGUUUACUUUUGCUCAAUUCCUCCAUUCAAACAUAUUGUAUGCAGAUUUAACACACAGUUCACAGCUAAAAUGUGAACUCAAUCAGAAAUUUUUAUAGAACAUAGAAUAGUACAGAACAGUACAGGCCCUUUGGCCCACAAUGUUGUGCCGACCCUCAAACCCUGCCUCCCAUAUAACCCCCCACCUUAGAUUCCUCCAUAUACCUGUCUAGUAGUCUCUUAAACUUCACGAGCGUAUCAGCCUCCACCACUGACUCAGGCAGCGCAUUCCAUGCACCAACCACUCUCUGAGUAAAAAGCCUUCCUCUAAUAUCCCUCUUGAACUUCCCACCCCUUACCUUAAAGCCAUGUUCUCUUGUACUGAGCAGUGGCGCCCUGGGGAAGAGGUGCUGGCUAACCACUCUAUCUAUUCCUCUUGUUAUCUUGUACACCUCUAUCAUGUCUCCUCUCAUCCUCCUUCUCUCCAAAGAGUAAAGCCCCAGGUCCCUUAAUCUCUGAUCAUAAUGCAUACUUUCUAAACCAGGCAGCAUCCUGGUAAAUCUCCUCUGUACCCUUUCCAAUGCCUCCACAUCCUUCCUGUAGUGAGGUGACC
Molecule: messenger RNA, 13814 nt
Organism: Mobula hypostoma (lesser devil ray)
Lineage: Eukaryota; Metazoa; Chordata; Chondrichthyes; Myliobatiformes; Myliobatidae
Gene: angptl1a
Product: angiopoietin-like 1a
Exons: 5
Coding region: 500-2215 (571 amino acids)
Source: RefSeq, a predicted model, not a curated record